Messenger RNA from Lampris incognitus (smalleye Pacific opah), 2298 nucleotides. It is a transcript of the gene cltrn, whose product is annotated as collectrin, amino acid transport regulator. The transcript has 8 exons. The record is from RefSeq and is a predicted model, not a curated record. Bases 388 to 1002 code for a protein of 204 amino acids. Lineage: Eukaryota; Metazoa; Chordata; Actinopteri; Lampriformes; Lampridae.
CGGGUGAAGCAUGGUGGACAGAGAUGCAUAGCAGUCUGCAUCAGGGUAGACAGUUUUGCUGUAGCUGUUCUUGGCCAGCCACACUGAGGAGGCCAUCUUGAAACGUGGCUGCAAGAGGACGGCUUGUUUCAGGUGUGUCCAAGCUUAACCAUUAAACCCAAGCCUCAUCCAUCUGAGUUCCUCCGUUGACCUCCUCAGAAGUCAGACCACUGGGACUUUGACUCAGACCGGAUUUUAUGUUAUUUCCCUUCUCAGCCAUAGUUUUGAUGUUGGAAAAGGUCUUCCUGCUCUGCCUGGCAUCGGCCAUGGCCCAACCACUCUGUAAACCAGAUCAUAUACAGUAACUAAAAGACUAUUUCAUGGCGUCUUACACACAACGAGCUAUAAAUGCUUUCUACAGGUGUUUCGGAUGGCUACAAAGUCCGCCUCAGCAUCAACACCGCCUUGGGAGAGAAAGCCUAUCCCUGGGAUGAAAAUGAGAUGUUUCUUUUCCAAUCAGUUCUGGCUUUUGCCAUGAGGAGAUACUUCAAGAAUGAAGAGUUUAAUGUACCCAGCAUUGUUGUGUGUAAUGAGACUGAAAGGGUGUCCUUCUGGUUUGUGGUGACGUCGCCUGGAAAUGCAACACAACUUGUGGAUAAAAACGAUGUGGAGAAGGCUGUAAGACUGUCCAGGAAUCGCAUCAACAGUGCUUUCCUACUAUCAGAUAGCACCCUGGAGUUCGUGGGCAUCUCUCCCACCUUUGCAGCACCGGUGAUCCUUGACCCCCCUCCAUGGCUCAUUGUGUUCGGGGUGGUCAUGGGUGUUGUUUGUGUUGGCAUUAUCGCUCUGCUUGUGACAUCUGCCCUGCAAAAGAGACGGAUAUCUCAGAAGACUGAGGAUAACAGCGAUGAAGAUGAUGAAGAAGCACAGGUGAAAGUGACAGAGAAUGGCAUAGCAUGCAGCAACCUAGAAGGAGCUUACAACACAGGAUUUUCAGAUGAUGAGCGCUUGACAAAGAUGUAAAGGAUUCCCCACUAACAAGAGGAUAAAGAUGUUAGCACCACUCCACAGGGUCCUCUGCCGCGUUGUUGUUGAUUCCCCCCCCCCUUUUGAUUAAGAAAAGUACAAAGACAGCAGUUACUGGAGAGCUGUUGUGUAUUUUUAAACAGUGAUUUUCAACAUGGACAUAUACAGAGAUUUGAGAAUGCUUCCUAAGAAUCUUUUCCUUUUUACUUUUCUGGAUGUCAUGAACUGAACAUUAUGAUCUAAAUAGCACAAAAAAACCAAGUGGCGUUUAAAUACAACAAUGCCAUUGUUCAUUCUAGAGGAUGCAUCAUCUAAAUGUGUGGGAUCUUCUUAAGUAAACACUCCACAACUCACAAAUUAAAGAGGCGAUACCCAUCUGCAUGUGUGCAGAUAAUUUUCAGCCGGUUAUAUCUGUUACCAGUCUUUUAAAAAGAAGGCUGUCAAUGAUACCGGUUCACCCAAAAGAAGAUAAGCGUUUCCUUACCAUGACAAAAUGUGAUUGAACACAUUUAUAUUGAUGUGCUUUCAAAAUCCAGUCAAGCUUUCCAAACCUUUUAUAUAUCACUUAAACCUUUUAUACAUCACUUAAAACUGCAUAGCAAAUGCUUGUACAGUCCCAGUACAGAAAUCAGGAUCCGAUGCUGGUUCAGACUGGGAAUCCGUGUGCGACUCUGGAGGUGGUAGAUAUAACUUGACUUUCUCUGGGCACACCAUACAUAUAUUUAUACAUAUGUUUCAUAUCGUUCUCUGUUUCUAUUUUGCACAUCGUUUUCAACUGCAGCAAUUCCAAUUCCCCGAGGGAAUCAUUAAAGUUUCAUCUAAUUUAAAUUGUACAUUAGUACAGUUUUCUCUCUUUUUCAUGUAUCUUUUAUGUAAAGCACAUUGAGUGCCCCUGUCUAUGAAAUAUGUUAGACAAAUAAAGUGUGAUUGAUUGCUUCCUUGAUUGACUGAUUGAUCGAUUGAUUGAUUGACUGAUUGAUUGAUUGAAUACAGAAUCUUUGGUUGGGUAAGGAGUCCAAUUUUCUGUUGCUGACAUCUAUUUAACUCCACUUUUAGCAGUGACUUUUUUAUAUGCACUCAUCACAGACCAUGGAUCUAAAGAAAUACAUGACAGUAGAAUAUGUCAUCUGAUGUUUUCAGCUUCUCAGUAUGCACCACAAAUCAUGAACCAGCAUGACUGCCAUUUUAUUUAAAAAAAUGUACAAUUCAUUUUUAUUUUUACUUUUUAAGUAUCAUGUGUUUAAUUUCAUACUGAAUUGCCUGACCAUGGUGGAAUCUGAAAUUAAAAAUAUA